Messenger RNA from Pipra filicauda (Wire-tailed manakin), 1942 nucleotides. RefSeq names its product src-related kinase lacking C-terminal regulatory tyrosine and N-terminal myristylation sites (gene SRMS). Gene Ontology annotation, molecular function: signaling receptor binding; non-membrane spanning protein tyrosine kinase activity; ATP binding. Gene Ontology annotation, biological process: cell differentiation; protein phosphorylation; innate immune response. The transcript is spliced from 8 exons. Gene Ontology annotation, cellular component: extrinsic component of cytoplasmic side of plasma membrane. NCBI's taxonomy places the organism in Eukaryota, Metazoa, Chordata, Aves, Passeriformes, Pipridae. The record is from RefSeq and is a predicted model, not a curated record. The coding region runs from base 20 to 1495 and encodes 491 amino acids.
ACCCACCGCAUCACCGGGGAUGGAGCAGUUUGUCAGGAAGCGCUUGAGCUUCCUGACAUCCUUCUGGAACAAGCUCCGUCCCCGUGCCGUGACGGAGAGCUGCUCCCUGGGGUAUCUUGGUUCUGAUUCCGUUUCGCUGCACUCGGAGCCGAACUCCAUUUCCUUCAUCCCCAAGUCUUCUCUCUGUAUCGCUUUAUACGCUUUCACAGCCCGGAGCUCCGAGGAACUGAGCGUAAGCGCAGGGGACAAACUGCGUGUCCUCAGAGAAGAGGGGGAGUAUGUGUUAGCCCGGCGGCUGCUUGGGGAGCCGGCCAUGGGCUACGUCCCUGCUGCCUACGUGGCCAACCUCAGCCAGGGCACCUCAGCUCACCGCCCCUGGUACUUCAGCAGGAUUAGCCGAAACGAAGCGGAACAGCUCCUCCUCUCGCCUCCCAACCAGCACGGCUCCUUCCUUGUCCGGGACAGCGAGAGCAGCAAGGGCGAAUACUCUCUCUCAGUGCGCAACCACACCAAGGUCAGCCACUUCCGAAUCUGCAAGAGCCCCAGGGGCAGCCUCUACAUCCAGAAGGGACACCCCUUCCCCAACAUGGAGGAGCUCCUCGCCUUCUACAUGGAGCACUGGAAGGUCAUCCAGAGCCCUUUGCUGCAGCCCUGCAGCCCUGCGACCCCCCCUGAGAGGGAUGGCUGGGAACGCCCACGCUGGGAGUUCACCCUGCGGAGGAAGCUGGGAGAGGGCUACUUCGGAGAGGUGUGGGAAGGGCUGUGGAGGAACACAGUGCCAGUGGCCAUCAAGAUCAUAAAAGCUGACAUGAAAGCAGAAGACUUCACCAAGGAGAUUCAGAACCUGAAGCGCUUGAGGCAUGAGAAGCUGAUCCAGCUGCACGCUGUCUGCUCUCUGGAUGAGCCCGUGUACAUCAUCACUGAGCUCAUGCGCAAAGGCAACCUCCACAGCUACCUCAACAGUCCUGAAGGGAAGUCCCUGGGCACCUCCCACCUGCUCAACAUCGCCUGCCAAGUGGCAGAUGGGAUGAGGUACCUGGAGGAGAAGCACAUUGUCCACCGGGAUCUGGCAGCCCGAAACAUCCUGGUGGGAGAGGAACUCACCUGCAAAAUUGCUGAUUUUGGACUUGCCCGGCUCCUCAAGGAUGACAUUUAUUCCACCAGCAGCAGCACUAAAAUCCCGGUGAAGUGGACAGCCCCAGAGGCAGCCAACUACCGCACCUACUCCCUCAAGUCCGAUGUCUGGUCCUACGGGAUUCUGCUCUAUGAAGUCUUCACAUAUGGACAGAUCCCGUAUGAAGGGAUGACAAACCAAGAAACUGUACGGCAAAUCACCAGGGGCUACCGCCUUCCCCGGCCCAGCUCCUGCCCUCCUGAGAUCUACAGCAUCAUGCUGGAAUGCUGGAGUGGGAACACGGAGGAGCGUCCCACCUUCCUGGCCCUGCGGGAGAAGCUGGGCUUCAUCUACAGAAGGCUGCUCAGCUCCCUCUCCUGAGGGACCCCUUCCCACCAUCCUUCCUGCACAAGACCCUCCAGGCCAGCUCUUGCCAAGAAGUUCCUUUCUGCUAGUUUGCCCUUUGAAAGGGCUACAAGGAAAGCACAUCCCCCCCAAAAACAGUCCAUGGUCCCUCGCAGUCAGGAUGCAGGGAGGUGGCAAAGGGAAAAGGCAAUGAGUUGUGGAGAACUCGUUGCCAGCACUUGGCUGUGUAGCAGUCUGGAGAAGCCCUGUGGUAGCAGAGGCAUCACCCAGAGUUUACAUCUUCAUUCAGCCAGUAGGGUGGGAGGUCCCUGCCACUCCCCACACCAACAUGAAGGUUUGCAGUUCAUGUUCAGCUGUGGCUCCCCUUGAUUUUUCUUGUAGUGUGUGUCCGGUGUAUUUAUCAAUAAAUGUGUGUGCAUCCAUCUGUGGGAGUCCUCGCAGGGCACUGCUGGAUGCUCUGUC